UUUCUCGCGAUACUUGGCAGCGCACCAAGCGGAAGUGGAGCAGUGUUUGUUGUGUUGGAGCAGAAACGGUCGGAGAUGAAGUCCGUCUGCUUUUUUCUGACUUUGAGUUUUUCAGUGUUUUUCUGUUGCUCUGCUUCGGCUUUCGAUGGAGUUCUGGGCAGCACGUCUUCGUGUCACAGAAGCUGCCGGAUGACUUACAGCCUGCACACUUACCCGCGGGAAGCUGAGCUGUUCGCCUGUCAGAGAGGAUGCAGACUUUUCUCCAUUUGCCAGUUUGUGGGUGACGGUGAAAACCUGAACCAGACCAAAUCCGAGUGUGAUUCUGCGUGUCAUGAAGCGUAUGAUGGAGUAGAUGAAGAGUUCGCCUGCAGUCUCGGCUGCCAGAACCAACUUCCAUUCGCUGAGCAGCGACAAGAGCAGUUGUUGGCCAUGAUGCCCCGAAUCCACCUGCUUUACCCCCUCACCCUGGUAAGAGGGUUCUGGGAGGACAUGAUGAACCAAGCCCAUGAAUUCAUCACCACAUCCUGGACCUUUUACUUGCAGGCAGAUGAUGGCAAAGUUGUUGUUUUCCAGACUGGACCACAGGUUCAGUUUGUGUCUCAGAUUGACCAGCAGAGGGAGGAGCUGAAGGAGGAACCUCAGAAUCCAGAUUUUGGGAUUAUUGAGCCGGUUUACAGAGAAUACAGCAGCUUUAGUCAGGAGAGACUCGGCGUUGUAGCCCAGGAUCAAAGUGUCUCACAGGACGACUACAACCUCCUCAACUGUCUCUCCAGGAGCCCGUGGAUACCUGGUUGGAUUUUGACCACUACUCUGGUUCUGUCGGUUCUUGUUCUAAUUUGGAUCUGCUGUGCUACGAUGGCCACUGCUGCAGAUCAAUACGUCCCUGCUGAGAAACUGAGUAUUUAUGGAGACCUGGAGUACAUGAAGGAGAAGAACCUGAAGCCAUACCCACAAUCCUCUCUGUUGAUUGUCAGUUCUUUGGUAAAGGAGGAUGAGGCUGAAGCUCUUCCCCCUAAACUCAGUGUGGAUCUGACUCGUGUUUAAUUACAUUUUGGUCAGAAGUACAAGUAAAUUGUUAGGGUUUAGGGGGAUUGGAUUAAAGUCAGGGUGUGCUUCAUGUCUUCAUUUUACACUUUCUUUAGAGUUAGUGGGAACUAUUUCUUCAGCACAUUAUGCUUUUAAGAGAGAGAGAGAGAGAGAGAGAGUGUGUGUGUUUGUGUGUGUGUGUGUUGAAGAUGUAAAAAUAGCCAUGCGGGUCGUGCACUGCUUUAAGUUUUAUGAUUGCAUUGUUUCCUUCAUGAUGUUUAGUUCUGGUACAGGGGGGCUGUUAUUUAUAGAUUCAGGGUUUAACAUUAGUUUUUUCCACAUAGUUUAGUCUUUUCCACAUCUCAAAUCUGUCCAAGUCUGUAAAAAGAGUAGGACGUGUGUAUAGAGAACAGUGUUUGAUAUCAGCAUUUCUGUCACACUUCUUUAUGAAACAAAAUUAGAAAAUGACACUUGGUUUGUGGAAAAGUGCAAAAAAAAAAAGAAGCAUUUCAUCGAUGUGGUGUUAGAUUCUGUAAUGACUUUCACUAAAAUCCAAACACAUUCACAUAUAAUCAUCAGUCACACAAAUAAAAUGGUGAUUUAUUAAGGUUGGGUUUAUUUUUUUUUAAAUGAUUCCAAUAAACACAAUUAAAUGGGAAAAAUACAA
Messenger RNA from Silurus meridionalis, 1693 nucleotides. It is a transcript of the gene tmem59, whose product is annotated as transmembrane protein 59. The coding region runs from base 76 to 1044 and encodes 322 amino acids. Lineage: Eukaryota; Metazoa; Chordata; Actinopteri; Siluriformes; Siluridae. The record is from RefSeq and is a predicted model, not a curated record. The transcript is spliced from 8 exons. Gene Ontology annotation, cellular component: late endosome; lysosome. Gene Ontology annotation, biological process: positive regulation of autophagy.